Pipistrellus nathusii (Nathusius's pipistrelle) is the source of this 597-nucleotide messenger RNA. The record is from the annotation of a GenBank genome assembly. NCBI's taxonomy places the organism in Eukaryota, Metazoa, Chordata, Mammalia, Chiroptera, Vespertilionidae.
AUGGCCGACCAGCGGCAGCGCUCACUCUCUACCUCUGGGGAAUCGCUGUACCAUGUUCUCGGGCUGGACAAGAACGCAACCUCAGACGACAUUAAAAAGUCCUACCGGAAACUGGCCCUGAAAUAUCACCCAGACAAGAACCCUGACAACCCAGAGGCUGCAGACAAGUUCAAGGAGAUCAACAACGCGCACACCAUCCUCACGGACGCCACGAAGAGGAACAUCUACGACAAGUACGGCUCCCUGGGGCUCUACGUGGCCGAGCAGUUUGGGGAGGAGAACGUAAACACCUACUUCGUGCUGUCCAGCUGGUGGGCAAAGGCCCUGUUUGUCUUCUGCGGGCUCCUCACCUGCUGCUACUGCUGCUGCUGCCUGUGCUGCUGCUUCAACUGCUGCUGCGGGAAGUGCAAGCCCAAGGCGCCCGAGGGCGAGGAGACCGAGUUCUACGUGUCCCCCGAGGACCUGGAGGCGCAGCUGCAGUCGGACGAGCGGGAGGCCACAGACACGCCGAUUGUCAUACAGCCAGCGUCCGCCACAGAGACCACCCAGCUCACGGCCGAGUCCCACCCCAGCUACCACACCGACGGGUUCAAUUAA